This is a messenger RNA of Branchiostoma belcheri (Belcher's lancelet), 900 nucleotides long. Its product is annotated as lactadherin-like. Lineage: Eukaryota; Metazoa; Chordata; Leptocardii; Amphioxiformes; Branchiostomatidae. The transcript has 6 exons. The coding region runs from base 1 to 900 and encodes 299 amino acids. The record is from RefSeq and is a predicted model, not a curated record.
AUGUAUGCCGCAACUGACAGACUAUCUGCUCUCACAUUUUCAGCAACAUCGAACAGGACAGGCGUGAACGGCUGUAGCGCCCUCUACGUAACAGCUUGCGAUUCAGCCCUGGGAAUGGAAACAGGAGAUAUCCCAGACACCAGCAUCUCAGCGUCAUCUGAGUAUAACAGCGGGCAUUGCAGGAUAGUUCAGGGCCGGUUGAACAGGGCUUCGCAUUACGCCUGGUGUGCUGCUCAGAGCAAUCAGGGCCAGUGGCUACAGGUUGACCUUGGAAGUGCAACUGUCUCCGGGGUCGUCACCCAAGGUCGCAGAGGUGCCAACCAGUACGUGAAGAAAUACAAGCUCUCGUUCAGCGGAGACGGCGACUCCUGGACAACCUACAAAGACACUGACGGCUCAGACAAGGUGUUCAAUGGUAACAAGAAUGACCGGGACGCAGUUACCCAGACUCUCCCCUCGCCUGUCACCACUCGGUACAUCCGGUUUGUACCCCAGACCUGGCACGGUCAUGUCUCUUUGAGGGUGGAGAUCCUGGGCUGCUACGUGUGUCCCCGUCUGACGGCUCCUACAAACGGGAACAUGACCACAAACUCCUACCAGGACGUUGUUGACUUUACCUGCAGCACAGGGUACAGACUGCAGGGCAUCUCUACUGUAACCUGCCAAGCUGACGGCCAGUGGACUUCAAGCGAACCUACUUGUACUGUUUGUCAGGAUCCUUUGGGGAUGGAGUCCAGAGCCAUCCCGAACAGCGCCAUCACGGCAUCAUCUGAAUACGAGCAUAACGACGGACAUCACCCGUACUACGGCAGGCUGAACAGCAGCGACGGACUGCAGGCCUGGUGUGCAGCUACUGCACGACAUGUGGCCGGAGAAUGGCUUCAGGUUCGAAAUGUUUAG